GUUAACAUCGCAAGUGUAUAUUUUUGGUUUCGAAGCAUUUGUCGGCAUUCAACUCCUGAGACGCAAAGCAGCAGAAACAAUGCGGAGAAGACAGGCGGACCCCGAAUUUGAGAUUGACGACUUUCGUCACUGGCAAAGGGAGUUUAGUCAACAACUUGUGGAUUCCCAUUGGCCAAGCCCACAAAGCGAGCCUGUUCGACGAAUUGUGCUAAUCGGAAAGACAGGACAUGGAAAGAGUGCGACAGGCAAUACUAUCCUGGGAUGCACCAGAAGAGAGGACUGGAAAUUUGAGAGCUCAUCAGGUUCAACAUCAAAAACACAGAAAUGUGAAAAACAUGAAGCUGUCAGAUUUGAGAAAAGGCUUAUAGUGGUUGACACCCCAGGGUUGUUUGACACACAGUCAAAUAGCAUCGAAACAGAGAUCGGGAGGUGUGUGUGUCUGUCUCAACCAGGCCCACAUGUCUUCCUCCUCGUCAUGUCUAUGGAUAGGUACACUAAGGAGGGGCAAAAAUCAAUUGAAAAUAUUGAGCGGAUGUUUGGUGAAAUGGCAAAGCGAUACACCAUUGUUCUUUUUACCGGGAUGGACGAUUUGGAAUAUCAUGGGGAGACACUGGAGGGGAAACUAAGUAGGGAUAAACCCUUUAGGGAUCUUGUAUGGAAGUUUGGGAAUAAAUACCAUGGCAUAAAUAACAGAAGUCAUGAUGAUGAACAAGUGAGGAAGCUUGUUGACAAAAUAGAGGAUGUAUUGAAGGACAAUGAGGGGCAUUUUUACACCAAUGAUAUGUACGAAACGGCUUCCAUUGAACUUCACAGGGAGAUUGAAAAGAUUCUGAGGGAAAAGUUGCCAGAUAUCAUAGACAGAGAGCAAAGAUGUAGGAGUGCUGAAGAGAUUGAUAACCUCUGGUGUGAAGAGGUUAAAGCAGCUGUAGAGAAAGCAACUUGCAUUGUUGCAACAAUUUUGAGAAAUAAGGGAUUAAUAUCAAUCGUUGCUUUACUUGGUGCUGGGGCAGCAUUGUGUGCGGCAGGCCCUGCUGUUGCUGCUAUUGCAGCAGGGGCAGGAGUAGGAGCAGGAGUCGCUUUUGGCUACAAAAAAUACUAUAAAAAAUAGGCAUCAAUGAACUGGAACAUUUUCUCAGUGUUCUCAGAAAUCUUACUGGGAAAAUG
This is a messenger RNA of Conger conger (European conger), 1164 nucleotides long. Its product is annotated as GTPase IMAP family member 9-like. The transcript is spliced from 3 exons. The coding region runs from base 80 to 1108 and encodes 342 amino acids. NCBI's taxonomy places the organism in Eukaryota, Metazoa, Chordata, Actinopteri, Anguilliformes, Congridae. Gene Ontology annotation, molecular function: GTP binding. The record is from RefSeq and is a predicted model, not a curated record.